Messenger RNA from Saccostrea cuccullata (small rock oyster), 16583 nucleotides. Its product is annotated as ankyrin-2-like. Gene Ontology annotation, cellular component: cytoplasm. Gene Ontology annotation, biological process: signal transduction. Gene Ontology annotation, molecular function: protein binding. The record is from RefSeq and is a predicted model, not a curated record. The coding region runs from base 469 to 16029 and encodes 5186 amino acids. The transcript has 59 exons. Lineage: Eukaryota; Metazoa; Mollusca; Bivalvia; Ostreida; Ostreidae.
AGAAGGCAUGAACUGAGCCCACCCCCAAGAGCUGUAACUCGAGAUGAAUAGAUAAGAUUAUGACAUCAUCUGUGUGAAUGAGUAUUUUUUGGAGGCAGAAUGUUUUAGGGGUGUUUGAUUUUUUUCAAGAGCAAAGUUUUUCUGUGCUGAGUUACCUAAUUACCUUGGAAACCCAUCUUUUCUCCAGAUUUUGUUUUUGUUCUUGUUGCUCGUAUACACACCAGCCAUUUUGACCAGAGAGAAAGACAGUGAGGGGUGAUGAACUCUCUCUGAGUAUAAUGCCUUAGUGCCGAUAUAACAAAUUAUUGCUGCAUUAUCCAGGAAAGAAAGGGAGGCUUCUGGUUUAUAUACAACACAUUGAUUGACUGAUUAAGUGCUUGAUUUCAAGGAUAUUUGCAAAGAACAUCAAGGAUAUUCUCGAUUAUUCCUUAAUUGCUUUAUAAGAACUUUUGGGAUUUAUUGUGAGAUAUGCUGAAAAAGUGGAGACUGUCUUGGAGUGAUGGUAAUACAAGCUUUUUGAGAGCUGCCAGAGAUGGAAAUUUACAGGAGGUGCUGGAAUAUCUGAAAGGAAGCACAGACAUCAACACCAGCAAUCCUAAUGGACUGAAUGCACUACAUUUGGCCUCCAAGGAAGGUCACAUAGACAUUGUACAGGAACUUCUGAAGAGAGGAGCCAAUGUUGAGGCAGCCACCAAGAAAGGAAACACAGCUCUACAUAUUGCCUCCCUUGCGGGACACCUGAAUAUUGUCAAACUACUGGUAGAGAGUGGGGCAAAAUAUGAUGUACAGGCUCAUGUUGGGUUUACUCCCCUUUAUAUGGCAGCCCAAGAGGGACAUGCUGAUGUUGUCAAGUACCUGCUCUCUAGUGGAGCCAAUCAGAGCCUGUCUACCAAGGAUGGAUUCACUCCCCUUGCUGUGGCAUUACAACAAGGACAUGAACGAGUGGUCAGUGUCCUUCUGGAGAAUGACACAAAGGGCAAGGUCAAACUGCCCGCCCUGCACGUGACCGCCAGGAAGGAUGACGUCAAAUCAGCCGCCCUGCUCUUACAGAAUGAACAGAACAAUGUCGAUGGACAAACUAAGACAGGAGGUCUGGUUAAUGACACAACCAAGAGUGGGUUCACUCCCCUGCAUAUUGCUGCUCACUAUGGCAACACAAAUGUUGGAUCCCUGCUCAUUCAGAGAGGAGCAGACGUCAACUUCAAAGCAAAGAACAACAUCACCCCUCUACAUGUUGCAUCUCGAUGGGGAAAACCAAAUAUGGUGACACUUUUACUGGACAACAAAGCAAUUGUUGAUGAAAGAACCAGGGAUGGGUUAACUCCCUUGCACUGUGCUGCUAGGAGUGGACAUGAAAAUGUAGUGGAUCUACUGAUAGAAAGAGGAGCUCCUAAAUCGGCUAAAACCAAGAAUGGCUUGACACCCCUUCACAUGGCAGCACAGGGAGACCACGUAGACUGUGCCCGACUCCUGCUGUACCACAGGGCACCUGUUGAUGAUGUCACAGUGGACUACCUGACACCAUUACACGUGGCUGCUCAUUGUGGCAAUGUUAAGACGGCCAAACUUCUACUGGACAGGAAAUGUGAUCCUAACUCCAGAGCUCUAAAUGGAUUCACUCCACUCCACAUUGCCUGUAAAAAGAACAGAAUCAAGGUUGUAGAGCUUUUGCUGAAGUAUGGAGCCACCAUUGAAGCCACAACAGAGUCUGGUCUGACUCCUCUACAUGUUGCCUCCUUCAUGGGACACAUGAACAUUGUGAUCUACCUGAUCCAGAACAAUGCUAACCCUGACUUCACCACCGUACGUGGAGAGACCGCGCUCCACCUGGCAGCACGAGCCAACCAGACGGAUAUCAUCCGCAUCCUGCUCAGAAACGGAGCAACUGUGGACGCCAGAGCCAGAGAACAGCAGACUCCCCUUCACAUUGCUGCCCGCCUUGGUAAUGUUGACAACGUGACCCUGUUGCUACAGUUGGGUGCAGCUCCAGAUGCUGUUACUAAGGAUCUUUACACUCCACUGCACAUCGCUGCAAAGGAAGGUCAUGAAGAGGUCGCCUCGGUGUUACUGGAGCAUGGCGCAUCACACAGCCUGACCACUAAGAAGGGAUUCACUCCUCUCCACAUUGCUGCUAAGUAUGGCAACAUUAAGGUUGCCAGGUUGCUGCUGCAGAAGGAUGCUAACCCUGACUGUCAAGGAAAGAAUGGACUGACACCACUUCAUGUCGCCACCCACUACAACCAUGUCAAUGUGGCACUCUUACUGCUGGACAACAAGGCUUCACCACACAGCACUGCCAAGAAUGGAUAUACCCCACUUCACAUUGCUGCUAAGAAAAACCAGAUGGAUAUUGCAACAACUCUCCUAGAAUUUGGAGCAAGACCAGAUGCAGAAUCCAAGAAUGGCUUCAGCCCCCUCCACUUGGCAGCACAGGAAGGUCACACAGACAUGGUGUCUUUACUUCUGGAGCACAAAGCAGACGUCAACUCUAAAGCUCAAAAUGGACUGACCUCUUUACACCUGGCAGCACAAGAAGACAAAGUCAAUGUGGCUGAAGUUCUGGUUAAGUACAACACAGAAAUAGACCCCCAAACCAAGGCAGGCUACACACCACUCCACACCGCUUGCCAUUUCGGACAAAUGAACAUGGUUCGAUUUCUGCUGGAGCAUGGUGCCUCUGUUAGUGCUACAACUAAGCUGGGAUACACCCCUCUGCACCAAGCUGCUCAACAGGGUCAUGUUCAAGUCAUCAAUCUACUGCUGAAGAACAAAGCAUCACCCAAUGCUGUUACCAAUAAUGGACAAACUGCCCUGUCGAUUGCCCAGAGACUGGGCUACAUAUCAGUUGUUGAUACACUGACACCUGUCACUGAGGUGUCCGAGACCCUCCCGUCUACCGAGGACAAGAUCAAACUCAUGUCACCAGAAAUCAUGCAGGAAAACCCUAUCUCAGACUCUGAUGAUGAAGGAGGGUCCUCUAUGGCCAGUAUAAGAUGGGACGAUUUUCUGCCAUCUUCUCCAUUGUUCGGAAAACCCCUUACCGAACAACAUGUUUAUCUGCCCUUCUACGAGGGCAGUAAAAUGCAGUCUCGGGAGGACAGCAUAUCCCUUGGAGAGAAAGGGGGGAGCAUGUCACCUUUGGAUACGUCUUAUGAAAAGGAUGCUUCUCUGAGACCUGCCUCCACCGACGAUGCCAGGCGUCGCAUCACGAGUGAGAUAGGCACCGCAAUGCGGUACCCGUCUUACUUAGAACGUGGUCCGGAUUACGAGGCAGAGAUGCGCUAUUUUAGCGGAGAUUCUCUCAUGUCUCCCAGGGACAAACAUGACAAAAGCAAAGAUAGUGUUUUUGGAGGUGAUUACUCGACCUUAGAUAAACUUGAUACCACGUCUACGAACUCUGAGUCCAAGGUUCGAGUUGUUGAUGAGCAUGGUAGUGAGAUCGAUUAUGACGAUGAUUUAGAUGAUAGGAUGAAGAAGAACACAGCGGCCAAUCAAUUUGCGGAGGAUUUCUACCUGCGACAAUCCGUAAGAUACGGAGCUAACACGAACAAACGGCCCAUCUAUCCCAGCUCGGGGUACAAGUCGCAGCCAGACAGGCCCACUGAAAAUUAUGCCGAGUCAUUUAGUGUUGAUGGUAUAGAUUUGAAUGAAGAGUUCAAAUAUAUGCCUGAUGAUUCGGUUCCCCAACAGGACUACUGUGAAGCCCAGAUCAUGACCUCUUCAUACGCCGCCUACACUAACGCGGCCCCACCUGAGACCCACCUGGGACCGGGGGUAUCCUCCGCGGACAAACCCAGGGUAGGGUCCUACAGCGGAUCCUCCUUCAGUGCCAGUUUCGACCCUGACAAUGUCGCCAUUGAUCAAAUACCUACAUAUUCUGGACGCCUGAAAUGGAAAAGCUUCCUCAUCAGUUUCAUGGUGGAUGCCAGGGGUGGGGCCAUGAAGGGCCGACGCCACUCGGGGGUCAGGAUCAUCAUCCCUCCCAACCGGGCCUCCAUGCCCACCCGGGUGACCUGCAGACUCAUCAAAAAGGACAAACUGAUUCACCCCAUCCCCCUCAAUGAGGGUGAGGCCCUGGCCUCCAGGAUCAUUGAGAUGGGACCAGUCGCCACCAAGUUCCUGGGGCGCAUUGUCAUUGAGAUCCCUCACUUUGCAUCUCUUCGUGGCAAGGAACGUGAGAUUAAGAUCCUGAGAAGUAACAAUGGAGAGAAGUGGGAGGAACAUCCUAUAGCGGCCACAGACGAUGCUGUCCAGAAAGCACUGCAUGAAAGCAUGGAGGAUUUGGAUUAUGAGGAUGAACUGGCUGGCAAAAGAGUGACCCGUAUCCUGACUGAUGAUUUCCCACGAUACUUUGCUCUGGUUACCAAGGUGAAGGAGGAGAAACAAUGGGUGGACGAGAAAGGCCUGAUCAUCAGCUCCACCGUGGUGCCUCAGGUCCAGGCGGUGUUCCCAGAGGGCGCCGUCAACAAGAAAAUCAAAGUCGGCCUGCAGGCUCAGCCCAUCUCCCCAGACAUCGUGUCUAAACUCCUUGGAAACAGAGUGGCUGUCAGCCCCAUUGUCACCGUAGAACCCAGACGUCGCAAGUUCCACAAAAACAUAGUGUUGACCAUCCCUGUCCCGAAGGCUGCCCAGAAAGGCAUGAUAAACCAAUACGGAAGCGAGGCUCCAACCCUGCGUGUCCUCUAUAGCAUCUCAGGCUCCAACAAUGCCCUGCGAGAAGGGACAGAGGCCGCAGUGUGGGAUGACCUGACUGACCAGACUGAGCUCAAGUUUACAGAGGAUUGUGUGUCCUUCACCACUAGAGUCUCUGGAAGAUUCUGGCUGAUGGAUUGUCAGAAUGUUGCAGAUGCUUGCCGAUAUGCCACAGAACUGUACAAAGAGGCUAUUGUAGUUCCCUACAUGGCCCGCUUUGUUGUUUUUGCCAAGAGAACCGGAGAAGAAGAAGGAAAGCUCCGCAUGUUUUGUAUGACUGACGACCGCAUCGAUAAAACCCUCGAGAAGCAGGAACAUUUCAUGGAGGUGGCCAGAAGCAGAGAUGUAGAGGUGCUUGAAGGACGACCACAGUAUGUAGAAAUGGCUGGCAAUCUAAUACCAAUCACAAAAUCUGGAGAUCAACUCUACAUCAGCUUCAAAGCUUUUCGAGAAAACCGACUUCCGUGCCUGGUCAAGAUUCGAGACCGCGACCAGGAACCUGCUGCUCGAGUGGCAUUCAUGAAGGAACCCAAGGUGGUCCGUGGUGAGCUGCCCCAGACUCCCAUCUGUAACCUCAACAUCGCUUUACCAGACAUGUCAACUUCAUCUUCCAUGGAAAUGGAUCCAGAGGCAGCACUAGAACUUAAAAAGCGAUCUUCCUUACUUAGAGAACACGGUAUUGUUGUAGAAGAUACCGUAAGCAAAGCCAAGAUCAAUCUUUCGGAUGUUGCGGAUACACUGAAGGGAGACUGGGUCAUUCUUGCCACACAACUCGACAUCUCCGGGGAUGAGAUCCAUAAGAUUAACAGUGACUAUAGGACCGUCAACGACCAGGCCCUAGCCAUGCUGUCACUGUGGAAGGACAAGAAAGGAGAGCAAGCCACAGGCAAUGAACUAGAGAAAGCACUGAGGAGCAUAAACAGAGAAGAUGUGGUACAGAAAUGUAUGUACAAUGUAGAAAUGGUCCAAGACGAGGUGGAACUGGCAGCAGCUAAAGUAGCCAUGGAUCAGUCAGGUUUCGACACAUUUGAAAAGGAAAUUGGAGUUGGCGCACAUGACUCCUUGAAACGUAACAUGUCACUAGAUGUACAGUUUGAUGAGAAGAGUGUUCAGAAGCUUUCAGUUGAGGAUUCAGAGUCUGCAGUUGAUUCAGCAUCUCCUGGAAGCGAGGGACCUGCACCCCAGGCAUACGCAGAAGAUACAGCUCAGUCUCCGAACGACGAUUUCAUGAUCCCUGAGAUCAGUGAUCGCCGGGGUCUGGCUAAGGAACCAGAAAAGCCAGCAAAAACCAACGACGACUUCUACGAUUUAAUUGACAAAUUGGAUAAAUACAAUGAGUUCAAAGAGAGACAAGAGCAGACCGGGCCCAGUGCAGAUAUCCGAAUGGAUGAAUCCCAGACUAUAGCUGAAGAAGAAAUGACCUCUACCAAGAAAGAGAGACCCAAAUCUGAAGAGAUUAUUUCCAAAGUGGAAGAACUAAGUCAACAGAUGGCCCCUGCCCCUCAGGAACCUAAAGAUCUGCUCCCCGCCCCCACACAGGAGCCCACAGAAGAUGAGGAGGGCACUAGGACCCCACCUCCUAGCCCCGUGGAGGGAGAGUUUGUACCAGAACAAGAACAACUGGUUCAUGAGAUUGAGGAUGCAGUUGAACAAUCUGUUCACGAGGAAGAUGAACCAGAGGAGGAGGAGGAGGAAGAGAAGGAGGAGACAAUUAUUGAGGAGACCUUUCAGGAGUCUGAUGAUGGUGUAACAUGGAGGACCGUCCGUAAAACAACCAUCAUCACUCCUGAAGGUCAAACCGAGAAAUUUGAAGUUUUAGGAGAGGAGUCCCGGGCCCAGCAGGCUGCGGUCGGUGAAUUGGCUGCUCGACUUUCGACCACAGAAGAACCCCAAGAACACCCCGGGGAAACGGAAAUGGCAGAGGAAGUUCUUGAUUCACAGAAGGUGCAGACAACUGAGUCUGCUGCUAAACAAACAACAAUGCAAAUCAUGGAAUCUGAUGUUGAUACUGGUUUGCCAAGUGUGUCAGACCAGAAGGAACCAGAUAUGGAAAGGCUUGUGGAAAGUUUAAAAACUGAUCUGUAUGAAAAGGAGAAGACAGAGAAAAGUGGUAAUGAGUCUGAUGUUUCAUCCAUUGUGAGUUCAGACACUGAAGGAGAAUUUAAUAUUGCACCUUUACCCUCAGCUGCUCCAGAUGCAGGAAGUAACAGACCUGUUGUAGGUCGACAAACUUCAGAUGAGAGGAAAAGAAAGAGGACAGAUUCAUUGUCUUCUUCUUCCCUCUCUGAUGUUGAGGAUAAUUUAGAAAGUAUGGAAGAGCUUCCUGAGAAAGAGCCUGUGAAGCCAAAGUCAUCACUGCAAGAUGCUGGUAGCCGUCAACCUAAGACUAGUCAUGUUCAUUUCAAAGAGGAAGAACUUCCUAGCUCAUCAUCUUCUUCAUCAUCUUCAUCAAAUGAAGAUGAAAGUCAAGAAACACCCUCUAAGAGAGCUGAAUCUGAAUCAUCUGAUGUUAAAUCUCCUGGUCCCACUACACCAAAAACUGACAGAAUGGAAGAAUUUCAGUUUGUAGAAAAGCCUGGUACUGAAUUCAAGGAUGGGAAGUCUGUAGCACAUGAUAAGCAGGAAAAAGGUGGUGGUGAUGUUCCAGUAAAAGUAUAUAAACCUUCAUUGACUGCCCAAGAUACCAUUGAAGAAGGACUCAAAAUGCUUCCUGAUGAUGUCAAGAAAACUGGAGAGGAACCAAAACCAAUAGCAGAUUCAGACGUUGAGAAACAAAUUGUUCAGGCACCAGCUCCCCCUAAAGAGGAGGGCAAAGAAACCUCUUCCUCUUCCUCUUCUUCCAGUAGUAGUGAUGAUGAAGAAAAGAAACAAAAAGAGGCAAUUAGAGAAGGCUCAUUUAAGGAGCCAAGCACGGAUACUAGGGAAAGCAAAACUGAAAAACCCCUGGCUGAUUUCAGAGAAGGAUCAAUUGAAAGGACUGAACGAUAUGAAGAGGUGCCACCAAAAGAGCAGACCCAAGUUCGUCCACAGGAAGAAAAACGUAAAAGCCAAUCUCCACUUGAAGAAACAGCAUCCUCACCUGAAAAGGACUCAGGUGAUGGAGUACCUUUCACUGAUACUGCAAAGCGUUUGAAACGAAUGUCAUCCUUGCAGCAACAAGAAGUCUUUGAAAGCGAACUCGUUGAAGAAGAAGCAUCGACCAAAGAAGAAGUCUUAGCAGAUGGAUCUAAAGUCAUACGUAAGAGAUAUAAAUCCGGGGAUUCCAACAAAGGCGAUAAUGGAGAACAAGAAAGUAUGGAACUCGUGGAAGAAGAGGGCCCAGAGGUAGAAGAUGUAAAAUAUGAAGAAGACGAAGAGGUGCUUGACGAUGGAACAGUUCAUAGGAUAAGUCGUACUCGACGCCAGUCACUAAAGCAUAUUAAACGUACAUUGAUUUCGGAAAGCGGUGAAGAGGAGGAAAUUUUCGAAGGUGACGUGGCAGUACCAGGAAAAGCUAAAGAAGAUGUAAUUGAAGUUUUUGAAGAGCCAGCAAAGCCUAUUACAAAGGUGGAGGAGGUAGAGGUGACUCAAGAUGAUGGAAAAGUUGUAAGGAAAAGGAUGAUUAUGAACAGGAUGGUCAGCAAUGUCAAGACUUACCACCAAUCUUUCGAUGAUAGCGGAAACUUAGAAGAAGACGAAUAUGAGGUUGAGGCCAUCAUUCCUGGUACUGAAACAGCUUUUGUCGAAGGUGAUGAUACCACCACAAGCUCUAGUGAAUAUAGCGAAGACGAUGACGACGAUGAGGAAAUUGACGUACAGGACUUAGACAGAAUUGACGAAGAAUGUCAAAGUGGAACAACGGUCACCACUAGACAAUUUACCAAACAGACAAUUACCUCGAGCACUUUUGGAACAGGCGGCGAACCUAAAGAGUUAGAAGAAACAGGGCUUGUAAAACGAGUCGUGAAAAAAGUGACGUACGACCCCGGACAACCAGACCUGAUUUAUGAUUCCCCUGAGUACGAUGACGAAGAUGACACCGAAUUAUGGAUCGAAGAAAGCGACAUAGAAGAUGAUGCAGAGGAUAUAUAUGAUGAGAGAAAUACUAUUGAAGAGCUAGAAAGAAAUGCUGAGACUUUUCCACCCGACCAAUCAACUUUACGGGGUACAAGAAAUGCAUCUACAGAAUUGCCUGGUUUGCAGCUCCAAGUAGAUAAAUUAGCAUCGGAGGCAAGGAAUGUUUUCUCAAGUUAUGAAAAUGUCUAUGAUGGAGUUCCACUUGAUCCUAAAAUUAAUAGGUUAUCUUUGGAUGCGAGUGAAAUGGAAAUAGGAGAUCGAUUUGAUACCAAGCAAAUGGAUCUUCAUUUAUGCUCAGAUGAUCGCACAUCUAGUUACGAACAGGUGUAUGCCAAAGAAUCAGCAGAUCGAUCUCUUCGCUCAGACUUAGCUGCUUUAGAGGAGGAAAAAGUUGAUGAUAAAAUAAGUACCUCCAGUUCGGAGGUGGCACAGCAUGAUGACGAUGCGUCUGAUGAAGAUGCUGAAGCCUGCGAAGCAACUGAAAGCAAUUUGAAUGAAACUGACGUAGAGGAACAAUUUUCUCCCGUUAUUGCUAAAACUUUUCCAAAACCUGUAAUAGAUUUACAUUUCGAAACAGACAAACCUGUUUUCUCCAUUACCGAAUCACCCACUGAAUUACAUUCACCAGCCUACUCAAUUGAGUCACCCGAUUUACAUGACAAAAUAUCUCUUUCAAAACCAGAAUCCUGUACUGUUGGUACUUCGCCAUCAGAACAUCAAGGUUUUAUUCCUUCUAAAGAAACUAGGCAAGAGCAGUCAGAAAUAAACAAAAAACGAGAUUCGAAACAACAAAAGGAAAUUGAUGAGCAAUGUCUGAUGUGCACCUAUGAAGUUGACAAGACAGAGGAAGAAGUCAUUUUAGACCAGUCCUCAGAAAUACAGACAGAAGUAUCUGCCAGCCUUCACACUGAAUACCCAGAUUUUGAAAAUUUAGUUAUAGACACAUCAAAGACAAAAGCAAUGGAACCAGGAAAAAGGUUCCAGUCAGUUGAUGAAAUUUCUCCAGAGGAUCUUGAAGAAAAAGAAUUUCAAUUUGAGCUUACUGAAAGAGGCUAUGUAGAUAUUGUUAAAGAUGAUAAAAGAGAAAGUGAGGAGGAUGACCAGGAUGUAGAUGAUAUUGAAUCAGACAGUAGUUCUGAAACAAAUGAAAUGACAUUUUUUGACGAAUACUCUGGAGUUUACGUGAGAAUGCCUUGGGAAAGUGCAUAUCAAUUCACACGUCAGUUUUCAGAAGGCUAUGAACAAAAUGAAUCGGAAAAAAAGUAUUUGAGAGCCAUGAAAAGCAUCGACUUGGGGUCUUUUUAUAGAAGAGACAAAAUGAAAGACUCCGAUGUCCAUCGACGAAGUAGUUUAUUUUGUGGAAAGCACAAUUCACAAGGAAAAGAACUAAAAAAAGAGGUUCGUUUUGCAGAAAAAAUAGUAGAUAUUGCAGAAGAUUCAGACUUAGGAAGUUCUCAAAGUGAUGAAAGCGAAGAGCAAAGUUAUGAAAGAACAGUCCUUCAUGAACCUCAUGAACAGAUUGAUAAAAUCCAUGAAAUGACAGUUAUUGCAUCAAUAAUGGAAAAAAGACAUCAUUACAAGGAAGAAUGGCAAGAUCAAAUACAAUACCAAGAUUCCUGCACUUCCACAAGAGAUGAUCAGAUAGAUGUUACUUUAAGCGCUUCUGACGAUGGUAAUCAAAUGGAAUUUGCAAGUCUAACUGGCGAUGAAUUGUUUGAAAGAGAUGAUGUCGCUACUGAAACAGCAGCAACACCAACGAUAGGAACCUUUCCGCUUGCUGGAAUUAUUGUGACGGAAGCAGACUCUCCUAAGGACAAAGAUGAAGCACUGCUUAUAAGCAAGGAAAUGCCAGCAUCAUCACAUGGAAAGUUUCCAAUGGCACUACCAUCAAUAGGAAAGUCCAUAGCUGACAAUGAAAUAUACGAAUCCUCAGAAACCGGUGGUGAUACAACAGAGGAAAAGUUAUCACCAAUAGAUGAAGCACCUCAAGAUGACUUUCCAGAUGAAGAAGAGGAUUCAAAGACACCAGUCGUUGAAAAGCAUGUCACAUUUCAAAGCGAAAUAUGUCAUUUGCGAUCAGGAUCAAGUGAAGACUUAGUAAAGACCUCAACAUCAUCAUCAGAAAUGGAACCAACAAUUCUAGCUGCAUCAUAUGACCUUGAUUCAGGACAAGUGUCAAAAGUUGUAGCAACAUACGAUGUCUCCCCAGACACAGUCGAAAAGCAAUUUGUGGCACCGCCAACAGCAAAAGCUAUACUUUCGAGUCCAGAAGAUGAUGUAUUUGAAAUGGAAAAUAAACGGAUGUUUGAGCCAAGUUAUUCCCAGUCAAGAGAUGAAUGCCAAGAAGAAGAAACAUCAGACAGAUUGGAGAAAACAAAAAUUGCAACAGAUACCUUCCCUAAUCCACAAGAAAUUGAUCUUCAGAAUGAUUCAGAAAUAGAAGGUGCAUAUGGUGGAAGGGACAGUGCAUUGUCGUCACCCUUUGAAGUAAUGUCACCUAGUGAAUUAGAUGGGUAUGAACACUACAAAGAGCACUUUGAGGAAGUUGCAUUAAGCAAAUUGAGUACGCAACGCGAUGAGGAGCAAGAAAAUGAAAAGGUUACAAUGGCAUUGUCUUUCCCGGUAGAAGAACGAGAAUCGCAGGCUUUACAAAUAACACCGAAAAGCGAUUCUUCAUUUGAUCAUUCUUCACUCAUAAGUAGUGAAACAAGUGAAAAAGAAGAUGACUCGUUAAUUGAUGUAGUAGGACCCUCACUUCAACACAAUACUGAACCACUUCCUGACUUAGUGGAAAUUGCAGUUGAAUCUGAUGAACGAUCUCCUUCGUCCACCAUGUUACAAAAUGGUCCAACAGAGGUUGAAUACAAUCCAGAUAUAGAUGUAAAUUGCGAGCAAACACCGCAAUCUUGCUCGCCAAUAACAUCUCAGCCAGACUUGCUUCAAGGUGCAUCACAUGAUGAAAAAUCAACACCACCGGACAAUGAACUAGUAAUGGAAAGUACUUCCAUUGAUACAACAGGAAUUGUUUCAACUUCGAAUGUUUUGUAUGAAUCACAAACAGCUCAAACACGAAGUAUGAUAGAAGAAUUGGGCAUAACAAGUCAAGAACAUUUAAUUUCUUCGGAUCAGACUUUGUAUGGACUCGAGAUGCCAUCAGAGGAAAAUACAUUACUGACAUUAUCUUCAACUCAAUAUGCACAUCAAGAACCAGAUACGGAAUCGGAUUCUGUAAUUGUAACAGGGGCACUAGUAUCCCAAACAGAAGAGGAUAUUUCUGAACAAAGUGUGAGCAAAGAAGCGGAAAACUCUGCCGAGUUAGAUUCAGGAAAAAUUCAGAGUGAAGAACUUCAUGUAGAACAGGAGCAACUUGACCAUGAUAAGACUAUUACCGAUAUUUAUCAUGGCAAACGGGCAUUAGAAGUAGAAGAAUGCGCCGGACUUGCAACUGUGAAAAUGGAACCGGAAUGUGUUGGUCCCUAUGAUGAAACUUUUGAAGACGAUUUUGAUAACAUUGGAGAGGAGUCUUUGGAUACGAAUUUAAAUGAUGAUGAAUGUGAUGAAAGGGAAGAUUCUUUGUUUCAAACUGAGCCUUCAGAACCAUUUGAUCUGGACAUGGAUGCAUAUGAUUUAGAAAGACCUUGUACACCGACGCCGGUUGACAAAAAUCAGCAUUUUUUCGAUGAUGAAGCUGAGGCUAUUGUUAAAAAUGAUGAAAUUGAAGCUCAAGCCAGUGAAUUUGUUGAAUCUGUAUUGACAGAAGCCCGUAGCAGGAUAAGGAAAGAAACGUCAAAUUUUGACAUGAAAAAUGAAAGUGAAAUUACUGAUACUGAAAACAAGUAUGAUGACCUGUACAUAGCCGAUGUAUCCGAAGAGAGAAAUAUUUUUUUAGAGGAGGAAAAUGAUUUUAAAACAAAGAAAGAUGUUGAUGAUACAACUGAUGGAGACAACCAGUCAGACACUGGAAUCGGGGAAAACAUUUCGCCAAUACAAAGACAUUCUAUUCUUAUGAAACAAAUAUCUGAAGAUAUCCCUGGAAUCACAUUAACAACACAUUAUCAUGAUGAAGAUAAUGAAUCGCUUCACCAAUCAGAACUAAUUGAGAAUAAAAUAUUACAGAGUGAAAAGCCAAAUGCUGACACUGAUGUACCAAUAGAAGCAGAGGUUCAACAAACCAUUGUUUUUUCAAGUGAAUGUAUCCCAGAGGAACCAGAAGAUAUAGUGGAUGGUAACUUGGAAGAUUCAUAUCAAUCAACUCAUGGCAAUUUUGGGAAAGUCUGCAUUCCUGAAGAAAUUGAAUCUAAAGAUGAAAGCGAGGAGAAAGAGGAAGUCCAUAUAACGUCUUCAACAAGGCCAUUGACGGUUGUUUUUCCCAGUGAUAAAGUAGAUUACGGAGAGAGUCAUUCUCUCCCGAAUAUUGAUACUAAGGUUAAUGCUGAGGCCAAAACAGACCAUGAACCCUCUCCCAAUGAAUACUCAAAGUUUGAAGAAGAUGUAGCAGCAUCUGCAAAUGUUGAUAAAUACGAUAGUGAUGAUUCCUUAGAGGAGAAUUAUAAGGAUGAUGUGCAACAUUCAGAAGCUGUCCCUGAAAGAGUAGAUACUACAAACAUGGAAAUUCUACAACCAUCUACAAGUCAAGAUUUACAGCAGAUAGAAAGUAAAUCCAAGAGUAGGGGUUCUUAUCAUGAAAUUGGAGAAGAUGAUAUUGGCGAUACGUCUAGUGUUGAAAGUUUUACUACCGUUGUUCCUGUUGAUCAAGAAGACGAUGAUGAUGGAAAUGAAAACCGCUUGGAUGAUUUUGCUUCAAUGUCCUCAUCCUACCAUUCAGAUGUUCUUGGUUUGGAUGAAGAUGAGAAAAUGGAAGAUUUUCCAAUAAUAGACUGGACACAGGAAGACGUCAUGGAGUUUGAAGAAAUAAAUAGGAAACAAAGUGAGGAGGAGGAAAAGCACAGAGAGUUAAAAAGGAAACAAGAAGAAGAACUGUUGCAGAGAUUUGAGGACCUUAAAGCUUUGCGAGAUGAGAAAGAUAGGCCUCUUAUCGAUUGGGAAGAGGGAAGCGAGUCUUCAAUCGAUAGUGAUCGAUAUGAGUAUAUGGACAAAACUGCACUUUCAGUCAUAACAGAAAAUUCAGAUGAAGAUAAGUUUGAGCUCAUGGACAAUGAAGAUGGAAAAUCAGAAAAGUCAGACCAUAUAUUUGGAUCCCCAGAGGAUUUCCCUCCACCUAGUCCUGGUGUCAAUAAAUUUUUUAAUAAAAGUUCGGACAGAGAUGACAUAUCUAUUACUUCAUCAUUACUGGAAUUCGAAAGGCUAGAACAUGAAAUUCUGGCAUCAGGUUCGAGAAGCUCUAUUGAAAAUGAAAAAGACAAUAUAUCAAUUACUUCAUCACUUGCAGAAUUUGAACGAUUGGAGAGAGAACUUGGCCAGUCAAGCUCGGCUAGUUCUGUCGAAAAAAUAACUUCAGACAGUAACAGUAAAGAGAGUGACAAAGAGGGUUCUCGGGCUUCUUUAAAUGAUGUUGAUAAAUUAGACAAAGACAUUGAGAGGAAGGAUUCAGUUGACAGUAUUACACGACGAAGUGAAACAUCCUCCCUUGCGUCACUAAAUGAAUUUGAGCGAUUAGAGCAGGAAUUAGCAUUAGCAGAUGAAUUGGAAGCUGAAGCACAAAAGAUUGUUUCAAUUUUGGAAUCCGGGACACUAAUGAAUGAAGAAAUUCAAUCGGAGAAGUCUUCAAGAUUAAUGUCUUAUCUGACACCAUCCAAGAAAACCGAAAAAUUUCAAGCUGAAGAAAAUGAAGACUUGGAAGAUUCUCUCAGUGAGGAAAAAACAUCCAAAAAAGAAUUAGAUCAAGCAGAGGUAGACUCUUUAGAUGGUGACGUAUCAGAGUUGACAUCCCUAACAUCGAGUGUAAUUAUAAAUCAAAAAGCCGUGAAAGAAUGUGAUGAAGAUUCUUUACGUGAUGAUGAAGAAUCAAUGAAAAUUUCUUCAGAUUCUUUGGGUGAACAGUUAGGGUUAAAAUCUUCUAGUGAUAAAGACAAAUAUGACACUGAUUCUCUUGCUGGACAGGAAGGCAUCAUGGAAAAAUCAACUGACUCGCUAGAAACUGAGAAAAAGAAUACAGCAGAUGACAAAGUGGAAACGGACUCUCUCUGUGAUGAGGAAGACCGGCCUAAAGCAGUAGAUAUCAUGCAGACAUCAUUAGAUUCACUUGAAUCGUCAAAGUCGAGAUCGAGAGAAAACUUAAUGGAGUCUUCUAUGUACAGUGUGGAUAGUUCUAUUUUCUCGAGGUCAUCUGUUGAGACCAUGAAAUCUGCAGGAUCCCAGCGAAGUGAUUCAAGCACAGAAAUAAUGCAGGUCUCUGCAGAAUCUUACGAGGAAAGGAAGCGCCGAGAGAAGCAGUGGCUGAUAGAUAAUUAUCACAGUUAUCGUGAAAGCGGACAUGGUGUAGAGCCUCUAAUGGACCAAGAGGGAAAUGUUCUGAAAAGUUUCCGUAUAGAUGAUAAUGUGGGCUACGGAUGGGAUGAGUCAGACGAAGAGGAGGAUAAUAAAAGUGCGCAAAGUAAACCCUUUUCCUGGGGACCCUAUGAGGAAAAGAAAAAGAUUUAUACCAUGGCAGAGUGGGAGGCUAUGAAAGAGGAAAAGCGAAGGGUGUCUCUGGUAACAGAGAUGUCAGAAUCUCAUAGUGAAAAAACUGAAACUACCACUGUUGAGUCCCAAAAUGUCACAUUAAUAACAAAUACUACAGUCACAACUAAAUCAUUAUCUGAAACCCAAGUUUACACAAGUAGUGAGCAAUUACGUUCCUCUACGUCAGUUAAAGCUACUGCUAAGUUUGGAAGUCAUCUGUCAGAUCCAGCUCCACAGAGAAUAGCGUCGAUAGAUGACGAUGAUUUUGUUGAGUAUGAUGUCACUGAGCACCGUGAUUUGAUGCAUGGUAUACCUGAAUAUCUCGCCCCAAAGUCAGGACCAAUAUACAUAGACCCUGAAAACGUAGAUUCGGAGGAAGAUGAAAUUGUCGACUAUCCGACGGGUAGAAAAGAAGAUUCCGCUGAUGGGGCUGAGGGAGGGGAAAUAGAAACUCACAGACUAACCAUGAAGAAGGAGAUCCACACCAGAACCAUGCUUGAAGACGGCAAGGAGAAGACGUACGUGCACGAGGAGGCCCAGAUAGAACAGGAAGAGGACCCCCCAGAGGAACUGAAGGAGAGCAUGCAACAGAUCAUUGACCAAUUCAUGGAAACCCCCGCCCAACCCGACCAGUACAAAGCCUUAGAACACGACGUCUAGGUCCUCCCAAAACAGACAGUUCUCAAUCACAGCAUUAAUCCUUUGUGUCACAUAUUUCCCCGUUUUUCUCCAUCAGAAUUUAUUUUAUUGUGAAUGAGAUACAUAGAUUUUUUGUCUUUUAAGCUUAUUGAAGGAAAAACAAAAAUAUCAUGACCAUUCCACCGAGUAUGUUUUAUUAAAGAAGCAUUGCUUUCAUUGUUUUGACAUUUUGUACCUUUGACCACGUUGCAUUGUAGUUUUGUUUUUGAAUUCAAGCUUGCUGUUUUUGGUAAAAAGGAUAUACAUUGAAGUGUGUUAAGGAUUUUCAAAUCAAGUAUUCGGAUUAAGGCUAUUGUGGACAAUAUUGUAAUAACUGAUAAACAGUACUAUGAUUGUAAACAUUUAUUUAAUAAUCAAAAUAAUGAUGCAUGUCUUAAGUAAUAUUUUAUUGAAUUCAAAGAAUUUUGUAGAGCUUUUGUAUAUGUAUGUCUUUGUUAAUUAUAUUGCUGUCAUUAUUUAGUCUAUUUGAUCAUAAAAUUCAUUUAUUCUUAAAUUAAAUUGCUUCCUAACAUACA